Messenger RNA from Sphaerulina musiva SO2202, 2217 nucleotides. Its product is annotated as phenol 2-monooxygenase. NCBI's taxonomy places the organism in Eukaryota, Fungi, Ascomycota, Dothideomycetes, Mycosphaerellales, Mycosphaerellaceae. The coding region runs from base 138 to 2045 and encodes 635 amino acids. The record is from RefSeq and is a predicted model, not a curated record. The transcript has 2 exons. Gene Ontology annotation, molecular function: FAD binding.
GCUGCUUCUGAUAUCAUUGUCUGCGAUCCCUCGACGUCUGUCUGUCCGUCAGCUUAUUGGGACUCGCACCACUUGAACCCUUCCUCUCCCCUCUUCCCUCUCCCCCUCUCUCUACCAUUCCAUCUCACUCUACAGCAAUGCCCGUCGAGAACUACGACAUCGUGAUCGUGGGUGCCGGCCCGGUCGGUCUGUUGCUCUCGACAUGUCUGGCACGAUGGGGCUACAAGAUCAAGCACAUCGAUAUGCGACCUGAGCCUACCCUGACUGGACGUGCCGACGGCAUUCAGCCGCGUUCCCUGGACCUCUUGCGCAACAUGGGCCUCAAGCGCGCCAUCAUGGACCAUGAGCCCGCAAAAGUCUACGAAGUCGCCUUUUGGGACCCCAUGGGCGAGGGCAAGGGUAUCGGGAGAACGACCACCUGGGCCUCGUGCCCCAAGUUCAUCGAUGCACGAUACCCAUUCACGACGCUCCUGCACCAGGGACUGAUUGAGAGAGUCUUCAUCGCCGAUAUCGAGAAGCACAACACGCGGAUACAGAGGCCGUGGAGGAUUACGGGCUUCAAGAACGAUGGCAAGGAUGAGACGUAUCCCGUCGAGGUGAACAUUGCACACGUGGAUGGCGACGAGCGAGAGACGGUGCGCGCCAAGUAUCUCUUCUCCGGCGAGGGUGCGCGAUCGUUUGUCCGAGAACAAUUGGGCGUCGGCGUCACCCACAAAGACCCCAUCGCAUACGUGUGGGGUGUGAUGGACGGUGUCGUGCGAACCGACUUUCCUGAUAUCAAGAUGAAGUGCACCAUUCACUCCGAUGCGGGCUCCAUCAUGGUCAUUCCCCGCGAGGAUAACAUGGUCCGCCUCUACAUCCAGAUUGCAUCUUCGACCGACAAAGACUGGAACCCUAGGAAGUCUGCCACGACAGAAGAAGUGCAAGAUUUCGCCAAGAGGAUCAUGAAGCCGUACUACAUUGAAUGGGAUCGCGUCGAAUGGUUUUCCGUCUACCCCAUUGGCCAGGGUAUCGCUGAUCGCUACACCCUCGAUGAGCGCAUCUUCAUGGGAGGCGACUGCUGCCACACACACUCCCCCAAAGCGGGCCAGGGCAUGAACACUGCUUUCCUCGAUGCGCAGAAUUUGGCCUGGAAGAUCCACCAUGUCGAGCAAGGCUUUGCCGACCGCAGCAUUCUCAAGUCGUACGAGUCGGAGCGCAAAUUUGUUGCAGAAAACUUGCUGGACUUUGACGCUUCGUACGCCAAGAUGUUCUCGCAACGAGUGCCGUCGGCGUCGGAGCGAGAUUCGGCAGCACAGUCCGCGAAUAAGGGCGGCCAGGAAGACAACCCAUUUGUGCAAAAGUUCAAAGAGUCGUGCGAGUUCACAUCAGGAUAUGGUGUGGCCUAUCUGGAGAAUGUAUUCAACUGGUCCGAGUCACAUGCCGCACAGUCGCCCGCUUUCCUCUCGACCAAGAAUGGUGGCACCAAACUUCGCACCGGUCGCAUUCUCACUCCUGCCACCGUCACGAGAGUCGUCGACGCCAACGUGGUCCACCUCGAGCAAGAGAUUCCUCUCAAUGGCUCGUACCGAUUAUACCUCUUCGGCGGCAAGCCCGCCAAGACGAAGAAGGCCAUUGCCGACUUCGCAGCCGGCCUGAGGAAGAAGGGUUCCUUCUACGACACAUUCAAGCGCAGUGACAUUGCCACUGUCAACUACCACGAGAAGCACAACCCCCACUCGUGGUUCUACACAUUCAACAUCAUCUUCAACGCCCACCGACCGGAGAUUGACAUUCGCGGUCUCCUGCCCGAGGUGCUCGCCCGCUACACGGACCACGUCUACGCCGACGACGUCUGGGAUCACAUGGUUCCUGAUGCGAAAGCGUCGGCACACGCCAAGGUCGGUUUGUCGGAAGAAGACGGUGGUAUCGUCGUCGUCCGACCCGAUGGCUAUGUGGGCUGUGUAGUGAAACUCGCGGAAGGAAGUGUGACGAUUGAUGCUCUGAAUGCCUACUUUGCCUCUUUUACUGCCAAGAAAGUUGGGAGUGAGAGGGCACAGUUGUGAUGAGUGGAAUGAAUUGGAAAUAGAAAAAACACGUGGGAUGGAUUUUUUUGAAGAAAUACAUCUUUUGCAUGUCUUGUGAGCGUUCAAUGUAUGUACGGUACGCAAUGAAAUUGUAUCAAUCAGUGUUGAUGUAGCUUUUUUUCUCGAGAAUGAUGAAGACAGCAAUGACUGG